AUGGGAAACGGUUGCAGACGCCCUGCCGCCGUAGUUGCGACUGGCUCUGAUGCCCGGGCACCCACGCACCGGUUCGAGUUUGAGAUCAAUGGGCAGAAGUAUUCCCUCGAGACGGUGAUAAGCGACGUUGAGAUCGAGACAGAACCGCCCUGCCAACUCUUCGGGGUGAUCCCGCAUGCUGUAGAUGUCCCGCUGAAAGAGGGAGAUGAAGUUCUGAACUUUACUAUCUGCCUGCUGGGUCUUGAAGGUGGUCGGAAAGUCAUUCCACGGCUCUCUGCCAAGGACUUUGUGGGAAAGCUUGAUACCAGAUCGGCUGAUGGCGAGGGCCAUGAGGUGUGGGCGGACUGGGAAAAGACCGGCAGAAGCAGCAUCCGUAUUGCUGGCUUCGAUAUCAAUGCUUGUGAGGUGCCGGGUAGCGGCUACGACCAUGAGACUGUGAUAAGUGACGUUGAGAUCGAGACAGAACCGCCCUGCCAACUCUUCGGGGUGAUCCCGCAUGCUGUAGAUGUCCCGCUGAAAGAGGGAGAUGAAGUUCUGAACUUUACCAUCUGCCUGCUGGGUCUUGAAGGCGGUCGGAAAGUCAUUCCACGGCUCUCUGCCAAGGACUUUCUGGGAAAGCUUGAUACCUCCUACGCCGGAAGCACAUCGGCAGAUGGCGAGGUCCGUGAGGUGUGGGCGGACUGGGAAAAGACCGGCAGAAGCAGCAUCCGUAUUGCUGGCUUCGAUAUCAAUGCUUGUGAGGUGCCGGGUAGCGGCUAUGACCGUGAGGACGAAACUUGA
Messenger RNA from Symbiodinium sp. CCMP2592, 780 nucleotides. The record is from the annotation of a GenBank genome assembly. Lineage: Eukaryota; Dinophyceae; Suessiales; Symbiodiniaceae.